AAGUGUAUUGACAAGCAAGGGAACUCCCACGGGUUCAGUUGGUCACGGACGACGAUGGCAACAACAGCGCUCCCCCCUCAAACUGCUUCAGAUGACGGUCCUUCUGGGCGUAGAAAGAGGUCUCGUUCUCGCUCACCUAGUGAACCAGAUGGCAUUCCACCGGCAACUCGCCGUCGUUCACAGUCACCGUCUCGUGUUCAUAUAGACCUUCCUCGUGUAAACGAUGUGGACCCCAUUCGACGGGCCGAGAGAGAGAGGCAGCUUGCUGCAAAUAUAGUAGCUAUGAAUCUCGAAAAAGCGACAAAUCCCAAAGUGCAAGACAGAGCACAGGACGAAGCAGAAAGGAAAGCUGAAUUUGCCAAGCUCAUAGGCUCACGCUCGGGUGGUGUGUACAUGCCCCCUGCACGUUUACGCGCCUUGCAAGCCGCUGCUGCCAGCGACAAAACCAGUCCAGAAUACCAGCGAUUAUCUUGGGAUGCCCUCCGCAAAUCCCUCACUGGUAUUGUCAACCGAGUCAAUAUUGCGAAUAUAAAGCAAAUUGUCCCUGAACUCUUCUCCGAAAAUCUCAUCCGCGGCCGAGGCCUUUUUUCUCGGAGCAUCAUGAAGGCGCAGUCAUCAAGUUUGCCAUUUACACCCGUAUUUGCUGCUGUGGUGGCCGUUAUCAACACAAAACUCCCUCAAGUGGGAGAACUUGUUCUCACUCGUUUGAUCAGUCAAUUCAGACGAUCGUUCAAGCGAAAUGAUAAAAUUGUAUGCCACUCAACGACGACUUUUAUCGCUCAUCUCGUUAAUCAAGCCGUCGCUCAUGAAAUCAUAGCUCUCCAAAUCCUGGUUCUUCUUCUCGAGCGGCCCACCGAUGAUUCGAUUGAAAUCGCUGUCGGCUUCAUGCGCGAAGUAGGCGCCUUCCUCGCUGAAAACUCACCAAAAGCCAAUGCGACUGUCUUUGAGCGAUUCCGUGCUGUCUUGAACGAAGGGUCGAUCAGCCACAGGGUUCAAUAUAUGAUCGAAGUCCUAAUGCAAACUCGGAAGGACAAGUACAAGGAUAACCCAAUCCUUCCUGAAGGUCUCGACUUGGUCGAAGAAGAAGAGCAGAUUACACAUCAAAUCCAGCUCGAGGAAGAGCUCCAGGUUCAGGAAGGACUAAAUAUUUUCAAGUUUGAUCCUAAUUACCUGGAGAACGAGGAAAAGUACAAGUCUAUCAGGGCUGAGAUUCUAGGUGAAGGCUCAGAUGACGAAGAAUCUGGCUCUGAAGAGUCGUCUAGCGAGGAUGAAGACGAAGUGGUUGCAGACAAAGAAGGCAUCGAAGACCGUACGGAGACCAAUCUCGUGAACCUACGUAGAACGAUCUACUUGACAAUCAUGAAUGCCCUCAAUUACGAGGAAGCCGUACAUAAGCUCCUCAAAGUACAGAUAAAAGAAGGCGACGAGAUUGAGCUCAUCAACAUGGUGAUCGAGUGUUGCUCGCAAGAACGUUCUUACUCUAACUUCUAUGGUCUUGUUGGCGAGCGCUUCAGCAAACUCAACCGUGUCUGGACAGAUGCUCUCGAGCAGGCCUUCGUCAAUUACUACACAACAAUCCAUCGGUAUGAGACAAAUCGCCUGCGCAACAUUUCUCGUUUCUUCGGGCACAUGCUCGCGACCGAUGCCGUCUCCUGGAUUGUGCUCGAGUGUGUCAAGAUCAACGAGGAGGACACGACGAGCUCAAGCCGUAUUUUCAUCAAGAUUAUGAUGCAAGAGAUGAUGGAGAGUAUGGGAUUGAAAACGCUCGCGGAGAGGUUCAAGGAUGAGCAGGUUAAACACGCGACGAAGGACAUGUUCCCAAUGGACAACCCGAAAAACACACGGUUCUCCAUCAACUACUUCACGAGCAUUGGACUUGGUGUUCUCACCGAACAAAUGAGAGAGUACCUCAAGGUAUGUCAAGUCUACAUGCUCAAAGCAUUGAAGGGACUUACUUUUUUCUGGUAGAACGCCCCACGCCUUAUUAUGGAACAACGACGUGCCAUGCUGGAACAAGAAUCGAGUUCAUCCAGUAGUGACUCCGAUUCAUCUGACUCUGAUUC
Messenger RNA from Suillus plorans, 2063 nucleotides. Its product is annotated as armadillo-type protein. NCBI's taxonomy places the organism in Eukaryota, Fungi, Basidiomycota, Agaricomycetes, Boletales, Suillaceae. Gene Ontology annotation, cellular component: catalytic step 2 spliceosome. Gene Ontology annotation, molecular function: RNA binding; protein binding. The coding region runs from base 55 to 1968 and encodes 637 amino acids. Gene Ontology annotation, biological process: mRNA splicing, via spliceosome. The record is from RefSeq and is a predicted model, not a curated record. The transcript is spliced from 6 exons.